Thermothelomyces thermophilus ATCC 42464 is the source of this 1839-nucleotide messenger RNA. RefSeq lists its product as uncharacterized. Bases 134 to 1720 code for a protein of 528 amino acids. The transcript has a single exon. The record is from RefSeq and is a predicted model, not a curated record. Lineage: Eukaryota; Fungi; Ascomycota; Sordariomycetes; Sordariales; Chaetomiaceae.
GCGACUACCCUUCUUUUCCUUUUUUUUUCGCUGGGCUGUGGAAUCGGGCAUCUCGGCCGCACAGAAAGGGACGCCGAUUCCUUGAACACGUGAGCCGUGGGCAGGUGAACAGGCGGGCCCUUGAACAAGCAAGAUGCUCGACGAAAACCUGCCAGCUUUCCGGCUCAAGCAGUCCUCCGAUAACCCUCACUCAAGCAUACUGUAUUUCACACAGAACGGAUCCGAGCCGACACCCGAGUAUUUGAUCCGGCGGGCGGACCCCUCACUGCCCGCUGCUCAGAAUAAGUACGGCAUUGCAAUAUGCGAUCCGUACAACACCGGCGUGGUCUACGGGGAGGUCGUGGUCGAGCCCGAAUGGUCCCAACCCACCCUUUCGGCCGCCGAGAUCCGCGCCCAAGCUCAGGCCGGUGCACCCUCAGCCCCAGCCGUGGCGGUUGUCCCAGACAGCUUCACUGUUCUGCUUUACAAUCCCGACCAGUCGGUAACGGUCAAGCUGGUCCCCGGCUCAUGGGGGAAGAGCGACACGUGGGAGUUCGAGCUCCCCGAGAGGUCAUUUCGCACCCCGACGGCCAGCGAGUUGGACCGCGAACAGCAGAACAGCUCGCCUGCAGCUGCCGACUUGAUCUCGCGUAUCAUGUUUCGGUGGAAGAAGGACGGCCUGCUCAGCAAGGAUAUGACGUGCUACAUGACGGGGAAGAGGGUUGGCGCACGCAAAAACAAGGAGCCCGAUAUCACCGUCGCGCUGUUCAAGGCCUCCCGCGAGAGCGUCUUGACCCUCUAUCAGCCCAACCUUCACCGGGUCGAGCUGGAGGACCGUAAGGGGCUCGAACUAGUCCUGCUGCUAGCUUCCGAGGUCAUCAAAGACUUCUGGCUGGUCCCCAAGCCCAACCUCUUCAACGUCCGGGGUGGUGGAACUCCAGUUCUCAACGGAGCCAAGAGGAAGAACUCACGCCCCGCCGCCAGCGCAGCUGUGGCAACCCCAGCGGCCAUGUCCGGAGCACUCGCCAAUGUCCCUCCUCCUCAAAACGCCACCUCCACUGUACCUGCAGCAGCACCGAAGACGAACACCCCCCCGCCACCCGCCACGAUCGACGCCGAGACACGCCGCCUGCAGGCCAUGGUCGAGCGUGAGCAGCGCGAGCAACGCGAGCGCGAAAAAGCCGAGCGCGAAAAGGCUGAGCGCGCCGAGCAGAAGCGCAUCAAGAAGAUGCUGGAGGAGGAGGAGAAGGAGCGCCGCCGUCGCGAGGCCGAGGUCGCCAAGGAGACGGAACGCCUGCGCAAAUUGUACGGCGUCGAGGGCCAGGAGCUCCCUUCCGGCCGCCCCUCCCACCCACCACGGACCGCCGCCCAGCCGGUGCCUCCUUCGCCGGGCCCCCCGCCGGUUCACACGGCCGCUGCCCCGGGCGGGUCGCCCCAGCAGCAACUCAGCCCCUGGGGGUGCGGAGCGCCGCCCGCCCUACCCCCGAGGCCGGUCAGCGCGGGGCCGUACUCGUGCCCGCCGCCUCCGUCCCUCGUUGGGGGAGGGGGCCACGGAGGGCAGAAGCCGCAGCAGCAGGGACCGUUUCACUCCAGCACGCUGAAUGCGCUGUGGAAGGGAGCCGCUGACGGGCUGCACCAGUUGCAGAGCCAGGGCCAUGGUCAGGGUCUCAGGCCGUCGGGGAGGAGGAAGUCGGAGGAGGAGAGGAAGAGGGUGCAGAAGAAGAGCAGCUCGCAUUGGUAGCGGCCAAUCUAGGGGAAGCGGAGGACUCUCGUUUCGGAAUCAAUCAGUGUCCUGGAGGGGGCAGGGAGCUGGUGCCUUCCUCUUCUUUCGCGCGCGCGCGGAGGGGAGAGGGGAAAGGG